Molecule: messenger RNA, 2767 nt
Organism: Solanum stenotomum
Lineage: Eukaryota; Viridiplantae; Streptophyta; Magnoliopsida; Solanales; Solanaceae
Exons: 4
Coding region: 62-2662 (866 amino acids)
Source: RefSeq, a predicted model, not a curated record
UCAGGAGUAGGCGCGAACACCAAAAUUUUGCAGAUUUUUUUUUUUUGAUCUGUUUAAAUUCAUGGAGAAUAAGGAUAUGGACCUUGACAACAUCAAAUCAAGCCUUCUUGCUUUAAGGCAAUUGUAUGGUCUAUUGCGAAAUGACAAAGAUGGUGUUUCAAACUUGAACUCUGAUGGUUUGGACCAUGAAGCGCGACUCAUGUUAAAGAAUUUACUCGAUACAACAACGAAUGAUGUUCUUAAGGCUCAUUCUGAGAUCAUAGCACAUCAGGCGCAUGUGCACAACUUACCUCAGCCUCAACAUCUGGUUGACAUGGUGAAGCAACAUCCUCUUGCUUUAUUAGACAUGUCAAAAUCUUCAGCUGUUAUUCAAAGUUGUGGAAAUGAGCCAGUUGUCAUGGAGGAAUCCACCUUAUCGAAAGAGAAGCAGGAAUCUAUCGUUCCAGUUACUCAGACAGCUAGCGUGCAGCGUCCAAAAUUUAGAUUCAGUGCAAGUGAAACUGGAAAGAAAAGAAAGUUUUGCAGAAUCUGUCAGCGCCAAAAAUUUGAAAAGCCAUUUGUUCCUUGUAUAAACACUAAAUCUUCUGAAAUAGAAGCUUCACAUUCUACAAAGGUCGUGCCGUUGCAAGAACAGCAGAAUAGUCUAUUCAGCAGUUUUUCUCGGGAUAUUCAACAAGAAGCAUUGCAAUCAGUAAGCACUGAAAGUAGAAAGCUGAAAGAAGUGCUCGAUCUCCAUUGCAUAUCAAGUGGUGCAGAAACUGUGGCUUCCUCAUCAGACAGACCAUCUAAUGAUCCUACACAAUCCGUGCAUAACUUUACUGGUCUGAUAAGAUCGGUACCUGAUCAGAACCAUGAUCAUCUCUCAACCGAUGAUGUCAUUAAACAACUCGAAUUGCGCAUUUCAGCUUUGCAGAUGGAUGCUGAGGACCUUGUUCUUGCUGAUAGACAUGCAGCUGACCAUAACUUCAAACCGAUAACUAACUUUGUGCCACAAGUAGAGUUAGCUUGUCCCAUCAAGAAGAUAGAGGAAGCUGUCGAGAAUGAUAAACUUGACUCACUACAGCUAGUGAUUACUCAAUACAGUCAAGAACCUAAAGGCACAUCAAGUUCACUGUAUCCGGGAUAUACUAUUCCAUCAAUCAGAAUAUCAGAUAUUUCAGCAGAUCAAUCGCCGCCACCUGAGUCAAUUAGUCUCCAGUCAAAUCAGUUGAGACAACAACAGAUAGUAGCAAACAUCGUCCCUGCUGAGCAUCGUGAUAUGUCUACAGAGCUAGACUUAGUUGAAGAGCAUCCGUGGCAGAUACAGAGAGGAAACAUAAUUAAUCAUCAGAGCAUCCAGUCUGUUGUUGACCAAUUUGAGCCGUUGGGCCAAUUAAAGAAUCAAAAUAAUAGUACUUCAAGACAGAAUCAUUAUGCUGCUUUGCCUGCGAUGUUGGUCAACGAGAACCUGAACCAAAACCAAAUGCCUUCAAACGAGAAAAUUGGGCAGCUAGGAAAAUUGAAUGCCAGGCUGCCUGCAGCAGAUUUUUCGAGAAACAACAUAGGCACUCCAGGAUUGAUUGAUCACGGGAGCAAGCUAACUUGGCCCGGUACUUAUGAGAGCAGAAUGGAUUCACCUUAUUCAGAAAAGUCAAUAAUGAGGCGUUCAGCGUUGAAUCACAAGCUAGGUCAAUUCAAACCAUCCAGGAGCUCUUAUGCAAACUUGGACCAGAAUUCUAGUAAAUAUCCGAAGAAUAGGAAUCGCAUGAAACAACUGAGAAGAAGGCAUUUGCAUGAACAGGAAUCAGAGGUUUCACAUUCAAGCUCACCCUACUCUUCCAGCUCGACAGAUUUGCAGCAGACAAGCACUUACAGUAGUGACAAAGAUGAUUCCUUGCCAAGGCAGGCUCGAACCAAGACACAGUAUUCAGAUGAAACAAGCAGCUAUGGAGAAGAUGAAUCAUAUCCUCAAAGAGAUAGUAGUCAAACUGAUUAUACGGUCAGCUCAAGCGGCAGUGGCCGUGAGGGUAACUCAUCCCCAAUUAGUAGUGAAAGGCCUCAUGAAAGCAAGGGGGAGAGAUCCUCAUCACUUGAUCCUUCAGGGUCUGACUAUCUUGAAGAACUCUCGUACUACUCAGCAGAUUCUUCAUCAAAGAGGUCAAGUCCUGCACGUGCCUACAAGUCUGCUAACUCGAAAAAAUCAAAUAAACAUAACGGGAGGUGGAAGAAAUUGAAAGACAAGCUAGCAAUAGUUUUUCACCAUCAUCACCACCACCAUCACCAUCAUGGUAAGGAUGAUAAAGCUAAGGAGAAAAAGACAUCUUUGUUGAGGCAGAGAGGGAAAAGGUUCCCCGGUCACUAUUCAUCAAGCAAGGAUGAAACAUAUGGAGAAAAGGCUUUGGAAAAGUUUGGGAAGUCAGCAAUCGACAAGCAAGCUGGAAAAAAGCCGAAGGGGGACCAAUUUCAUACCCUUGCUCGGGGGCUGAUGCAACAUAUCCAGCAUUCAAAGAAGUCGAAACAUAGCAGCAGUAGACCAGUAGACAAAGAACAACAUAGCAAUAAGAAGGUGAUAAACAAAUUUAGUUGGUGGCAACUACUAAGGCAUCACAGAGGUAUGAAUAAAUCACCUGCCAUGCUAGGAUCCGCCAAUAAGAAACAUCAUCAAAAGCUUUUUCCAAGAUGAAGUAAGGCAUCUGAAAUUGCCACUUUGUUUACUUAUGAAAAAAGAGAAGUUCUUGACCUCACACCAAAAUUGCUGGAAAUUCUAAGUGCCAACGACUAAUAUCAC